CUAACAAUUUCUAGUUUCACACUUCACAAUAGCCUACACUAGGAGAAAACUCCAUUAGUAGUCUUUUUCACUCUCGACACUCCGAAUUCCCAAAAACCCGAAAUCCGAAGGAACACAGAGAGAGAGAGACAGAGAGAGAGAGGGAGGAAAAGUGACUCACAUCUAUCAAUAUGAAUCCCACAUCAGUAUGCUCGCCAUCGUCGUCGUCUGGAUCUUCGAGCAGCACCAAGUUAUGGAUCGUUCACGGCGUUAUUGCCGGAGUAGCAAUUGCAGCGACAAUUGGAGCCCACGCCUAUCUGGGUCGAUCCAGGAAAUUCCGGAGCAGGGUUGUCGGAAUUAUACCUGCCCGUUAUGCUUCUACGCGGUUUCAGGGAAAGCCUCUGGUUAAUAUCCUCGGCAAGCCUAUGAUUCAGAGAACAUGGGAAAGAGCAAAGCUGGCAAGUACAUUGGAUCAUAUUGUUGUGGCUACGGAUGACGAGAAGAUUGCUGAAUGUUGCAGGAGCUUUGGUGCGGACGUCAUAAUGACCCCAGAAUCUUGCCGUAAUGGUACUGAGCGUUGCAAUGAGGCACUUCAGAAGCUUGACAAGAAAUAUGAUGUAGUUGUCAACAUUCAGGGCGACGAACCUCUUCUUGAACCUGAGAUAAUAGAUGGGAUUGUGAAAGCCUUGCAGGCAGCCCCAGAUGCAGUGUUUAGCACUGCAGUGACAUCUUUGAAACCAGAAGAUGCCUUGGAUCCAAAUCGAGUGAAAUGUGUGGUGGAUAAUCAUGGUUAUGCCAUCUAUUUCUCAAGGGGACUGAUUCCAUUUAACAAGACGGGGAAGGUCAAUCCACAGUUUCCAUACUUGCUUCAUCUUGGAAUUCAGAGCUAUGAUUCAAAGUUCCUCAAAACAUAUUCGGAGCUUCAGCCUACUCCACUGCAACUAGAAGAGGAUCUAGAGCAACUUAAAGUCCUCGAGAAUGGGUACAAGAUGAAGGUGAUUAAGGUUGACCAUGAAGCCCACGGAGUUGACGCUCCAGAAGAUGUUGACAAGAUAGAAUCUCUUAUGCGUGAGAAUAACUUAUUUUAGUUCCAUCAUAAUGCAAAUUAGGCCAUGACAGAAGGAUUUGAACUCGUAAAAGUUCACAGUUGCCACAAUCAUAGUGGUUAAUUCAUUCAUCAAUGGGAUUUCGUGGCAUGAUGUUUGAUGCAGCUAUCUUGUUCAUGGUUGAAGAACUAGAAGAGUAAAUGCUUGAUUAAAAAUUACCCGUUGUUAAUUUUUUUUUAGAUUUUUUUGUUUAAAGUUAUUCUUUGUGGGUCUACUUUUAUCCAUAAUCGCCCACAGCCCCAAAAAAAAAAAAAAGAAUUACUAUAAUAGUGGUCCUCUCAGAUUGUAUCCCGCAUUAGAUUAUGUUAAUGGUGUUGUGCAAUAUUCUGUUUUCCUUUUGUGAUAAAAUGAUAAUAAUUGGAGACAAAAGGGCUUUGUACAUUUAUGUAAUAUAUCACAUGCUAGUUUGUGUGCC
This is a messenger RNA of Ziziphus jujuba (common jujube), 1500 nucleotides long. Its product is annotated as 3-deoxy-manno-octulosonate cytidylyltransferase, mitochondrial. Lineage: Eukaryota; Viridiplantae; Streptophyta; Magnoliopsida; Rosales; Rhamnaceae. The transcript has 8 exons. The record is from RefSeq and is a predicted model, not a curated record. Gene Ontology annotation, molecular function: 3-deoxy-manno-octulosonate cytidylyltransferase activity. Gene Ontology annotation, cellular component: cytosol. The coding region runs from base 171 to 1067 and encodes 298 amino acids.